UCGCCCGACCCACAAUGCACCUCGCCAAGCAAAGAUGGAGGACCCCAGCAGCUGCCGGAGCAGAACAAUGUUUUGCCUCUAGACUUUUUGGGGGAAAGCAGCGCGCAGAGACGAGCAGUCCGGCCUGAGGAGCGCCGUGUGGUCAUGCAGCGGAUGACACAGAUCACCACGCUGUAAUCGUCCCGCCAUGAGCAUCAUCCAAGACAAGCUAGGCAACGACUUCCUGCGCUCCAACGGCGGCAUGGACUCCAACUUUGGCCCCGGCAUGAUCAUGUUCAGCCACCUGCCGCCGGUCGCGAGCUUCACCCGCCUGGUGCCUCAGGAGAUGAUCUUGAAGAAGGAGCGGGACUCACCCGACUGCAUCGCUGGCUCCCUGAACGGCGGCGUGGGAGACUACGUCCACGCUCUCGACAUUAAGCAGGAAAAGGUGUCGGAGCACGAUUACCGCCUGCCGCUCUACCCGGGAGGGUUGGGGAAGAGCACGGAGCUGCUGGAGCUGACGGUCAACAACAACCAGAACCUGCUAAUGCACGAACUCAACAUGGCCAACCUGCCGGGUCAGUUGGGAAAGGAGCCCGCUGGGAGGAAAGGUCGGAGGUCAAACGGAGACGGCCCGGAGGGCAGACCGAGGAAGAAGCGAAGCGAGAAGCAGUCCAUGCUGCUGGAUGCAGACGGAGGCAGCUUGUCGCCGGGAAGCAAACCUCACAUCUGCGAGCACUGCAACGCUGCCUUCAGGAGCUCCUAUCACCUCCGCAGACACGUCCUCAUCCACACAGGUGAGCGACCCUUCAGGUGCAGCCAGUGUAACAUGAGCUUCAUCCAGAAGUACCUCCUCCAGCGCCACGAGAAGAUCCACAGCGGAGAGAAGCCGUUCAGCUGCGACCAGUGCAACAUGCGCUUCAUCCAGAAAUACCACAUGGAGAGACACAAGCGCACCCACAGCGGAGAGAAGCCGUACAGAUGUGAGACCUGCCAGCAGUAUUUUUCCAGGACAGACCGCCUGCUGAAACACAAGCGAACCUGUGGAGAAUUGCUAAGGAAAGGACUGGAUCCCAGCAUGGCGGACAUGUCCGGUUAUGAAGUCACUCAGGGACAUGCUGGCAGAAAAAGGGGGCGCUCCAAAAACCCUGGAGAGGGAGGAGCCCGGAAGAAGAAAAAGGCGGACGGAGUUACGCCUCACGUAUCAGGAGCAUAUAGCAUCCAGGAUUACACCGCUGACAACCAAACGCUGGCCUCGUCUACCGAGCCCGGUCCCAGCAUGCAACAGCACGGUCGCUCUCCAAAGAUGGCUUUCAAGAAGGCCCACCGGAAAGGUGUGGACAAAGGCAGCAAGGAGGACCUGUUGGAUCAGGGCGUGGAUCACGGCCUGGGUUUGAUGCAGGCCAAUGCUGCAAAAGUAGGCGGUACCACCAGCAGUAACUAUGACGACGCCAUGCAGUUUCUCAAGAAGCGGCGCUACCUAAACGCCUCGCACAACGUGACGACACCAGUGGGCGGCGGCGAAUACGACAUCAGCCUGUUGUCCUCGCACCCGUCUGUCAUCCAUGGCGCCGUGUCUGCCGUGAUGGACGGCGACGCCCCUCUCUGUCUGGACAAGUCUGUGAUUCCCGACGAGGUGCUGCAGAGCCUCCUGGACCACUACAGCCAGAAAGCAGACGGCUCGCAUCACGACAUCCACUUUGACAUCGGCGACCAGCACGUGGAGCUCCACCCCCCUGACACGCCCAGUCCGUCCGGGGACAAGAGCGUCCUGAUGAAUGAGUACUCACGUUUCCUGCUUCAGGCCCUGGAGCGCACCAGCCACACGGGUGGCUUCCCCCUCGGGCCCAGUGGCCCCGCUUCCUCUGGCGCCUUCGUGGCGGCCCAGGCGGCGAGCGCACUCUACUCGGACAAGAACGUCUACGCCGCGUCCCCGCUGGAGUGCGGCUUUGGCCCCUCGUCGACGUCGCCCAAGUCGCACUUUGCCAUGCUGGCGAGCUCCUCGCCGCAGCACGUCUUCCACCUGAGUGGCCUGGACCAGCAGCUGACCCCCUCACAGGAGCUGAGCGAGCAGAUGGAGAAGCAGCACUCCUCCACGCCGCCUUCCGCCUACCAGAUCAGCCCGUCAGACCUGAGCAGCCACAAGGACCGAGCCAAGACCGCCGUUUUCCCGCACACCUCCGCCAAGGAAGCCUAUCAGAUAGAAAACUUUGCGCAAGCUUUCGGUGCUCAGUUCAAGUCGGAAGAGCGCGGCCUGUCUUAUGGCGCCGACUCCGGUGUGGACGUAGACCACCGGAUAAGGACGUCCGUGUCCGUGUCCGAGUUCUCAGGGUACAGCAGCUUGUUGUCCGACGUCAGCGAGCCGGCCAGCUCAGCUUCUAAAACGUCGACGAGCCAAAGCUUCAGAUGAGACCACGCUGUACUUCAAGGUGUUAUUUUGUAUUUUUUUACUUCCUCUAAAUAUUGUUUAACUUAAGUGCUGGUCAACCUAGUAUUAUUUCUAUGUUCAUCUUCCACCAGCUGAUCCACGCUAGACAAAUGUUGCCAUGGCACAAGAACUUUUCUGUGUUACAAAUAUUACUCAGGAAACAGGAAGUUGCUAACAUGCUGAACACUGAAAACACUUUUUUACUCGGCGAUAAAGAGAUUAUGGUACAAUGUGAAACUCCUCUUUUCUCUCAAUAAUAUAUAUAUUUGUAUUAAAUACAGAGCUCACAAGAGGAAGAAUGAGGGCCGGUUUUAAUAAGGGCGCUCAUGAAAUGUUCUGGGUAUUUCUUUUAAAAGAACUAAAGUGACUUUAGGGCUUUAUGGCCAAGAGGGGGCGCUGUUGGACAACACACUUGCCUGCCCUGCUCUUCUACUCGCCAGUGUUGGCACCGCACUGCAGACAAAACUAGUUGCACUAUUACAGGGGAAAAGUUCAGUUGUCUUCUUAAAGGGAAAAAAAAUCGCUGCUAAAGAGAAUAAAGUUGUCAUUUUACAACAUCUUUAUUAUGAAAUAUUUGUUAAACAUGCCAACAAAAUCAGAUUUCAGUAAUGUUUUAGACUAAUCAUAAUAUGGAAGCAUCUCCCAAUAUUGUAUCAUGUCUUUUACUAGCAAUACUAUGAUGGAAUUAACUACAACUUUUACUGUAAACUUGCCUUUUCAGAAUUAAACACCUACUCAUAUUUUUUAGGCUAAUCUUUCUCACUAUGUAAUGACAUGAAUAAUAUUUCGUAGCAGCAUUUCUCUUAUUGUAAUUCGCACAGACUGAUUUUUCUUGUUAAAGUAGACAUCAUGUUACAUUUGUAUUCUUUGAAUGCAUCGUAAAAACAUCUCUGUAUGGUUAUAGAACAUUCACUCUGUUCAAUGUUUACAAUCCAAUAGCUUAGUUGCUCGGACAGUAAUGUGUUUAUUAGGAAUGUGAAUCUGUGGGCAUCUCCCAAUUCCAUUCAGAUCUGAUUCCCUAAGCAUUCUCCAUUCAAAAUCCAUACUUUUUAAUAACAUAAGGUGCCACUUCUAUGAUUAACUACAUUCCACUAUAACAGGGGUCACCAACCUUUUUGAAACCAAGAGCUACUUCUUGGGUACUGAUUAAUGCGAAGGGCUACCAGUUUGAUACACACUUAAAUAAAUUGCCAGAAAUAGACAAUUUGCUCAAUUUACUUUUGAUAAAUAAAUCUAUAUAUAUAUAUAUAAAAGGGUAUUUCUGUCUGUCAUUCUGUCGUACAUUUUUUUCCUUUUACGGAAGGUUUUUUUGUAGAGAAUAAAUGAUGAAAAAAACACUUAAUUGAACAGUUUAAAACAGAAGAAAAAAAUUAAAAUUUAAUUUUGAAACUUAGUUUAUCUUCAAUUUCAAUUCUUUAAAAUUCAACCGAAAAAAAUGAGGAAAAAAACUAGCUAAUUCUAAUAUUUUUGAAAAAAAAAAAAAUAAUAAUUUAUGGAACAUCAUUAGUAAUUUUUCCUGAUUAAGAUUAAUUUUAGAAUUUUGCUGACAUGUUUUAAAUAGGUUAAAUCCAAUCUGCACUUUGUUAGAAUAUAUAACAAAUUGGACCAAGCUAUAUUUCUAACAAAGACAAAUAAUUAUUUUUUCUAGAUUUUCCAGAACAAAAAUUUUAAAAGAAAUUCAAAAGACUUUGUAAUAAGAUUUAAAUUUGAUUCUACAGAUUUUCUAGAUUUGCCAGAAUAAUUUUUGGGAAAAUAAGUUUGAAGAAAUAUUUCACAAAUAUUCUUCGUCGAAAAAACAAGCUAAAAUGAAGAAUUUAAUUAAAAUAUAUUUAUUAUUUUGUACAUUAAAAAAAAUAAAAUUACUUGAACUUUGAUUUAAAUUGUCGGGAAAGCAGAGGAAGGAAUUUAAAAGGUAAAAAGGUACAUGUGUUUCAAAAUCCUAAAAUCAUUUUUAAGGUUGUAUUUUUUCUCUAAAAUUGUCUUUUUGAAAGUUAUAAGAAGCAAAGUAAAAAAAAAAGAAAUGAAUUUAUUUAAACAAGUGAAGACCAAGUCUUUAAAAUAUUUUCUUGUAUUUUCAAAUUCUAUUUGAGUUUUGUCUCUCUUAGAAUUAAAAAUGUUGAGCAAAGCCAGACCAGCUUGCUAGUAAAUAAAUACAAUUUAAAAAAAUAGAGGCAGCUCACUGGUAAGUGCUGCUAUUUGAGCUAUUUUUAGAACAGGCCAGCGGGCGACUCAUCUGGUCCUUAUGGGCUACCUGGUGACCCCUGCUCUAUAACAAACAGCUGUGAUACAUUUCUAUAUGUUUAAUUAAGUUAGCCCAAACAUUUGAUAAAGUCAAAAAAGGCAACAAGAGAAGUAUCUAACACUUCUCUUUUCUAAAGUAGAUACAUACAAUAUGAUUGGCUGGACAGAACACAUUGAAAAAUAAAUUAAAAAAACAUUGAUUUUUGUGAUUCCUCUGAAAAUUGAUUUGUUUGACACUCCUUGUGUUUGUAUAAGUUUAGACUGAAGUAUGUCGAUUCUUAAUGGGACAAGAUUAUUUGUUGCUUGUUUUCAUGUUAGCAUUUACUGAGCUAGCCACAGUCAGUCCGGAAUUUUAUCAAGGUUAUACCACAGUUAUCAUUAUUGCCGUUUAUUAGUACAUCCCUAGCCUCCUUUUCUGCCUGUGUUCUACUUUAAACUUGGAAUAUAAGUGUCUCUUUAAUACUAGGGACUUAAGUCACUAAAUGGUGCAACUUAUCACAUUUUGUCUUUGAAGUGAGGUACUAACACAUCUGUAGUCGAGCGCGUUUCAAAGCCUCCAAUUAGCACUUUGAGCCGUGUCCUUGCAUCUUGUCAAACUCAACGUCACAUAGUUUGUUUUUUCUGUCGAUGUUUGAGCACGAUGAUGGGAUUUGGGAGGGUAGAAAGUAGGUCUUAUCUUUGCUAUUUUCUCAUGGGGCCUGGGGGGUUGGCGGCCUUUAAAUGGAGUGGAUGUGAAAUGUCAUUGAGACCCCUUUAGUUGGACUUUAGCCCCGUUCCUAUUGAAUUUGAUGCAAGUGUUUGAAUUUGAACGCAUUUAGACUUUUUUCCAAGGCGUCGUGAAGCAAACUGUAGAAUUCAAAUUGGCUGCUUUCUUUGCGUGACACGUUUAGUCAAUGUUAGAUGUUUCUUUUCCAAAUGUAUUUAUGCCUUUUCAACAAAAGAACAAAAAAAGGUGACACGCUGUCUUCCAUGAACGUGACUGUGCUGACUCCCCCGCGGGUGGUCUGCUUCCUAUAUUAUAUACCUCAUAUCUCAGAGAUGCAAAGGCCUGAACGACUGAUGAGUUCUACAAAUGUCUUCGUGGGACUAUUUUUGUAACCACGUUUGAAGGCCAAUCAGUGUUCACGGUCCUCGUCUCUUAUUGUUUACAAGCCUUAGUAACACUACUUUGAAUGAUAUCAUACUGAACACUUUUACAUUGAUUCUUAUUGACAUGAUAUUACAACCGCCAAAUUUUGUAGCUGUUGAUUUGAGUCCAUACCUGUUCAAUGGAAUGACUUUAAAAGUGAUUAUGGAGGAAAUAAUAAAAAAAAAAAGUGCUAUGAUGAACUG
Messenger RNA from Nerophis ophidion (straightnose pipefish), 5980 nucleotides. Its product is annotated as zinc finger protein 281-like. NCBI's taxonomy places the organism in Eukaryota, Metazoa, Chordata, Actinopteri, Syngnathiformes, Syngnathidae. Bases 188 to 2389 code for a protein of 733 amino acids. The record is from RefSeq and is a predicted model, not a curated record. The transcript is spliced from 7 exons. Gene Ontology annotation, biological process: regulation of transcription by RNA polymerase II. Gene Ontology annotation, molecular function: DNA-binding transcription factor activity, RNA polymerase II-specific; RNA polymerase II cis-regulatory region sequence-specific DNA binding.